UUCCACCCGGAACUGUUUUGGUGCAUCACGUGUGAGGAAAUCCUGCAGCGCUCUGUCAAGAUGUCCGUCCUGACAGAACCGGUCCGUACAGAGUUGUGUUCUGCUCGGUGUGUUUCUCUGUAGACCAGACACUUGAGCGAGACGAUGAGCUUCUUGCGUAACCGUGCGGUGGUGCUCGGCCUGGUGCUGCUCUUCACCGUGCUGCUGUACUUGCUGCUGCCGUCCUCCAUCAGACAGAGCAACACCGAGCCGUCUCUGGCCGUGCAGAGGACACAGAGGCUCAUCUCUGCUUCUCCGUCACCCAUCAACAUCACCGUCCGCACGGGACAGAUCCCCAGCGACCCACCGCUCUUCUUCAGAGAGGCCCUGCCUGUAGACUCUUCUGGAAGACAGGUCCUACCCAGGCUGCAGGUGGUGCUGCUGCACGGUCAGGCCUUCACCUCCAGGACGUGGGAGGAGCUGGGCACGCUCAGUCUGCUCGCCGCUAACCGCUACCAAGCACUGGCACUGGACCUGCCGGGGUUUGGGAAGUCUCCAGCAUCAGAGUCGGUGAAGUCGGAACAGAGCCGUGUGGAUCUGUUGAAACAUUUCCUCGAGGCUCUGGGAGUUCACGCUCCGGUUCUCAUCACUCCGUCGAUGAGUGGUCACUAUGCUCUUCCCUUCCUGCAGAGGUUCAGUGAUCAACUGCGAGCCUUCAUCCCCAUCGCACCUGUCGCCACCCGAACACUAACGCCACAGCAGUACCAUGACAUCCAGACUCCGACUCUGAUUGUGGUUGGAGAAUUGGACACUAAUCUGGGCUCUCAGUCUCUGAAGAACAUGCAGCAUCUCCCUCAUCACUCGGUGGUGAAGCUGCCGGGAGCACGACAUGCCUGCUACAUGGACAAACCGCGAGAGUUCCACCAGGCACUGCUCCACUUCCUCAACACACUCGACUAACGCAAUGGGGGCAAAACAAAAAUUGUGAUUAAAAAUGACAAUACUUUCAAAUGUUUAGUUUUUCUGACAUGUAGAACAGAUGAAUCAGUUCAACUGUAGUGUCAUGUUUAAAAAAAAAAAGUUGUUGAUGACAUUGUCAGGUUGACGUGUGUGUGUGCGCGAGACAGAGAUGAAGUGUGAAAGGGACAGAUGGGAGGAGGUGAAGAAGAGAAAAUGGUGUGAAAACACAGCCAGUUCACCUCUGAGACUUUCAGUAUAAAUGAGUCAGAUACUGCAGCAUAACACCAGACCUGGAACCAAGAGCACUUUUUUUUUUUUCUCCUCUCCCUUUGAUUUCACGCCCCUCUCAAGGACCAGGUUUCAAAUCUGUAGUAAAAACCAUGUAAAUACAGACAGUUGUUGGCGCUUUAGCUGAAAUUGCUUAUUUAAAAAAAUUCAUUAUUUUGCUUCACGGUAAUGAUGUCAAUUUUGUUUGCGCUUUUACAGAAUUUAGGGAUCUGAUUAAAUACAUUGGGGAGGAAAAUUGAACACAUUCUGUUCAGUUCAUGAUGUUGAAAAAUUUCAUGAGCUAAACCUGUGGCGAGUGUUUGAGCCGCCUGCUUCGGGACGCGCCGACACCUCGGCGUUUGCAGAAACGCACACUAGCAUGUUAGGACCUUGUUGAAUUUCUGAUAAUCUGAACGUGUUGAUCAUCGUUUGGCUAUGACACACGGUGAAGUUUUGCGAUGCUUUUUUUUUUUGUGUGCGCGCGCAUGUUUAAAAAAAAAAAAACUUUUCAUGACAUCCCUUUAACUCUCGCUUUGUUUAAACAGCCUGCUUCAACCUGUUUAAUGCACUUUACGCUAAUUCAGUGUAGUUCCACCCUGUGUGUGAAGUCAUGAUGGAGUUAUUUAUUUCCUACCAACACUUACUUUGUGUGUGUACAGUGUACAGUCUGUGUACAGUUCAUCCUGUCAGAUGUAGAUUGUUGCCUGUAAAUAGAAAAGAGCUGAACAUUAUUAAAACACUAAGUGAAAUAAAA
Molecule: messenger RNA, 1960 nt
Organism: Neoarius graeffei (lesser salmon catfish)
Lineage: Eukaryota; Metazoa; Chordata; Actinopteri; Siluriformes; Ariidae
Gene: abhd14a
Product: abhydrolase domain containing 14A
Exons: 5
Coding region: 145-939 (264 amino acids)
Cellular component (GO): cytoplasm
Source: RefSeq, a predicted model, not a curated record